Phaethon lepturus (White-tailed tropicbird) is the source of this 516-nucleotide messenger RNA. RefSeq lists its product as uncharacterized. The transcript is spliced from 4 exons. The annotation marks the transcript as partial. The record is from RefSeq and is a predicted model, not a curated record. Lineage: Eukaryota; Metazoa; Chordata; Aves; Phaethontiformes; Phaethontidae.
CCCAGAUUCAGAGAUGUUUUAUUUUGUGCAAGAUGCCAGACAAUUUCACCGUGUGGCAACAAAUAUCUUCAGCUAAAAUGGGACAAAGCGAAGUAUGAAGAACACAAGAAAAGGAUCCAGGCAGCAAAACCAUUAGUGGACACAAGUGCCCCUGCAAUAUACAGCCACGUUCAUCUGAACACUUCUUUAUCCCUUCUGUACACAAAGUUGGAGGAAGACCAACUUUCCAUCAUCGAAAGAGACAACCGUUUGCUGCUGGAGAAGAUGUCCUGCAUCAUGAGUACAAAAGGACAAAUCGACAACAAAAAUGACUAUAAGGCCAAAAGUUUAAAUGGAGAAAAACAAAAACAGGAGGUAUGGAAAGUGAACCAGGAGAACCGCGCCAUUCUGGGUAGAAUUAUGAAGUCCCAGCCUCAGUAUCAAGUUCAGCGAUGGCAUGAGGAUUGGCAACGAGCUGAAAAAUACAUGGCCAACGUUGCGAGAUAUCCUCGUGGGCGGUGUAAAUCACAGAGCUGA